AUGUCCCCUGCUAUUGCACUGGCGUUCCUACCACUGGUGGUGACAUUGCUGGUGCGAUACCGGCACCACUUCAAGUUGUUGGUGCGCACAGUCUUGCUGAGGAGCUUCAGAGACUGCCUGUCAGGACUGCGGAUUGAGGAACGGGCCUUCAGCUAUGUGCUCACCCACGCCCUUCCUGGGGACCCUAGCCACAUCCUCACUACUCUGGACCACUGGAGCAGCCACUGCGAGUACCUGAGCCACAUGGGGCCUGUCAAAGGUCAGAUCGUGAUGAGGCUGGUGGAGGAGAAGGCCCCUGCUCAUGUGCUGGAGUUGGGCACCUUCUGUGGUUACUCCACAUUGCUUAUUGCUCGUGCCCUGCCCCCUGGGAGUCGCCUUCUCACUGUGGAACGUGACCCACGCACGGCAGCAGUGGCUGAAAAACUCAUCCGCCUGGCUGGCUUUGAUGAGCACAUGGUAGAGCUCAUCACAGGCAGCUCAGAGGAAGUGAUCCCCAAACUAAGAGCUCAACACCAGCUGAGCCGGGCAGACCUGGUGCUCCUAGCACAUCGGCCUCGAUACUACUUGCGGGACCUGCAGCUGCUGGAGGCUCAUGCGCUGCUGCCAGCUGGUGCCACUGUGUUGGCUGACCACGUGCUCUUCCCUGGUGCACCCAGAUUCCUACAGUAUGCUAAGAGCUGUGGCCGCUAUCGCUGCCGUCUCCACCAUACUGGUCUUCCAGACUUCCCUGCCAUUAAGGAUGGCAUAGCCCAGCUCACCUAUGCUGGACCUGGCUGA
Molecule: messenger RNA, 777 nt
Organism: Dipodomys ordii (Ord's kangaroo rat)
Lineage: Eukaryota; Metazoa; Chordata; Mammalia; Rodentia; Heteromyidae
Product: transmembrane O-methyltransferase
Exons: 3
Coding region: 1-777 (258 amino acids)
Biological process (GO): dopamine metabolic process; catecholamine catabolic process; developmental process
Molecular function (GO): catechol O-methyltransferase activity
Source: RefSeq, a predicted model, not a curated record